AUGAGCAAGCAACAGGUUAUGGAGGAGAACAAACCCCUGUGCGAACAGAUUUUCACGCUGAAGGCGCAAGACCGCCCAACAUCUAUGGCAAAAGGCGAGCACCUGCUAACAAGGUUUCCACAGCUACAACAACAGAGUCAGAACGUGAAGAAACUUCUCGAGGACGCUUGUAAGCUCAAGCACAAGCACGCUGUCCUCCAGGCCAACAAUUUCAUUGCCAACAAAUCUCUCAAGGCCAAGACCGCGGCCUACAACAAACUCAUGGAUCGACACGAGCGUCUGAAGGAAGAGCAAGGAUAG
This is a messenger RNA of Filobasidium floriforme, 300 nucleotides long. RefSeq lists its product as uncharacterized. Bases 1 to 300 code for a protein of 99 amino acids. The transcript is spliced from 3 exons. The record is from RefSeq and is a predicted model, not a curated record. NCBI's taxonomy places the organism in Eukaryota, Fungi, Basidiomycota, Tremellomycetes, Filobasidiales, Filobasidiaceae.